Messenger RNA from Trichoderma virens Gv29-8, 528 nucleotides. RefSeq lists its product as uncharacterized. The transcript has 3 exons. NCBI's taxonomy places the organism in Eukaryota, Fungi, Ascomycota, Sordariomycetes, Hypocreales, Hypocreaceae. The record is from RefSeq and is a predicted model, not a curated record. The annotation marks the transcript as partial.
AUGCAGUUCAAGUGCCUCGCCCUUGUAGCCGCCGCCCUAUCAAUCCACCAGGCGCAGGCCGCCCUGACGGCAAAAGACGUGGUCGACAGCCUCUCCAACAUUACCGCUCUUUCGGCCGACACGUCAGACCUCGUAAAGGGGCUCAAUACCGAGAAUGUGGUCGCGGGUGGAUUGAAAGCGCUCCAGAGUUUCCGCCAGAUUGUCAGGGAUGCUGCCAACGAGACUGCAACAAUUACAUCAGCUUCUGACAGUCCACCGUUUGUUGAGGAUGACCAAAAGGACAUUUGCGAAACCUUUACCGGCUUUGUCAAAGCCCAGCAAGACCUCCUUCAGUCGCUCGUCGAUCAAAAAGGCCUCCUGUUUCCCAUACCCAUUAGCAUGCCUCUUGCUUCCGUCUUGCGCUUUUUGGAGAGCAGUGUCGACAAACUUUUAUCACAAAUCAUCCAGCUAGUGCCGACUUGUGCGGACGAUUCUAAAAAGGAAUUAGACGGUCUUGAUGCGGCUUUUAACGAGACUCUCAAGGCAUAC